This is a messenger RNA of Eublepharis macularius, 7513 nucleotides long. RefSeq names its product E3 ubiquitin/ISG15 ligase TRIM25-like. The record is from RefSeq and is a predicted model, not a curated record. The transcript is spliced from 9 exons. Bases 375 to 2285 code for a protein of 636 amino acids. NCBI's taxonomy places the organism in Eukaryota, Metazoa, Chordata, Lepidosauria, Squamata, Eublepharidae. Gene Ontology annotation, molecular function: protein binding.
UUCCGGCUCGCGCCUGCUCACUCGCUUUCCCCCUCGCUUUCGUUUCUCCGGCCCGCGCUGCAGCGAGGCGAGGGCGCGGGGCUGGCCGUGCCAGGCUUCUGUUUGCACGGAGAACUUGACCCGCAGGAGGUGCGCAUCUGCAGCGCCAGCCGAAGCGGCGGGACGCCAGGCGCGGCGCCGAGAUUCCGAAGGGCUUCGACGGGGCCGCUCGGACCGGGACUGCCUCCUCGGCCAUCCGGGCGCUGCUCCGGCUGGUCGUCUGAUUAACUCGGCGCUCCCGCCACGUGAUUCCUGGGAAGAGGCGCGGCGAGGGGAGCCGGCGGCGCGGCGGCCUCGAGUUUCGCUUUGGUGCGCUCGACGUCCUCGGCGCGGCCAUGGCGGAGCUGCUGCGGGCGCCGUCGGUGCCUUCGCUGAGCGGCUUGGAAGAGGAGCUGACCUGCUCCAUCUGCCUGUGCGUCUUCGAGAGCCCCGUGACGACGCCCUGCGGCCACAACUUCUGCCUGCCCUGCCUGGAGGUGACCUGGGGCGGCGGGGCGGGCCCCUUCAGCUGCCCCCAGUGCCGGAGCGCCUUCGCCCGCCGGCCGGAGCUCAAGAAGAACACGGUGCUGUGCCGGGUGGUGGAGCAGCUGCACGGCGCCCCCGCGGGCGAGGCGCCUGCCCCGGCGGAGAAGGGCGGCGGCAGGCUGCCCGGCGUGGCCUGCGACAGCUGCCUGGAGGCGGAGGCGGCCCAGACCUGCCUCACCUGCAUGGCCUCCUUCUGCGCCGAGCACCUGCGGCCGCACCGCGACAGCCCGGCCUUCCAGGGCCACGAGCUGUGCCUGCCCGUGCGCGACCUGCAGCGCAGGAAGUGCCGCGCCCACGGCAAGCUGCAGGACUUCUACUGCACCGAGCACGCCGCCUGCAUCUGCUGCAUCUGCCUGGUCACCCACAAGGCCUGCGCCGCCCUGCCCGUGCCGCAGGCCAAGCAGGCCAAGGAGUCUCAGUUGAAGAACAGACUGACAGAACUGUAUGCUCUAAAUGAGAAAGCUUCACAGUCCUUGGACCAAGUACGGGUGCAGCAAAAAGGAAUCAGUGAGAUUGCUGCCCGCAAAUUGGAUUUGCUGAGGGCAGAGUUCCAGGAAAUUAUAACGUUAAUCACAGAAGAAGAAAAAAACUCAAUAAGCAAGGUUGGAGCAGAGGAGAAAAGAGUUCAAGAGAAGUUUGAUUAUGUCUAUAAAAUCCUUGGCAAGAAGAGAGAUGAAAUCCAGGGGGAGAGAGACCAGAUUGAGAUGAUCUUGACAGAAGAUGAUGACAUAACAUUUUUAACGAAGGCAGAUAAACUGCGACAGUCCUCUAUCAAAGAUGUCUUCAUCCCCAGGAUAGAUCUAGAUCAAAACUUGAUACAUACGGUUUAUCAAAAAGCCUUUGGCCUUAAAGAAGUUGUAAAGCAGUUUGUGGCUCAGCCCCAGGAGAAGAAAACAGAAGGAAGUGCACCCUCGAAACCUAAGCCAUUCAUCCCAAACUCACAACCUGGAAGAAACCCUCCAUCACAACCAGCAAAAAAGAACACUGUUUCAAAUGCUUCAAAAGAUACUUCUAAGUCUUCGCAGGACUCCAGUGCAGAGGAUGCCGCCGAAUCCAAGCACAAAAGGCGACCUGCUAAACGCACAUCAAGUCCUACCCAGAGAGCGCGAAGUUCUAGCAGACCUCAGCCUGGGACUCCAUCAUGGACUCUGGAAUCCUUUUUAUCUAAAUCAAGAGAGGAGCUCCUCGAAUUUGCUGCAAAAUUCACUUUGGAUUUCCAUACCGCACACAACAAGGUGAUUUUAUCUGAACGAAGCACUAAAAUGUCUGUGUCGGACACCCCCCAGAAUUUCCCUCCACACCCUCAGCGCUUCACGUACUGCUCCCAAGUGCAGAGUUUCCAGUGUUUCAAGAGAGGGAUCCAUUACUGGGAGGUGGAGCUGGAGCGCAACAACUUCUGUGGCAUCGGCAUCUGCUACGGGAGCAUGGCCAAGGAGGGGGCUGAAAGCCGCUUGGGGCGGAACAGCAGCUCAUGGUGCAUUGAAUGGUUCAAUGCCCGAAUUUCAGCUUGGCACAACGAUAUUGAGAAGUGCCUGCCCAACACCAAAGUGAAAAAGAUUGGGGUCCUGCUGAAUUACGAGGGUGGCUUUGUGAUUUUCUUUGGUGUCAGUGAGAAAAUCAGUCUCCUCUACAAAUUCCGAGCUCAGUUUACUGAAGCCCUGUAUGCUGCCUUUUGGGUGUUCUCCAGUGGAACCACCAUUUCGCUCUGCCAGUUGAAAUGAGUGGCUGAACAUACAAACAUGUGCUUUCUCUAGUCAUUUGCAUGCUGAACCCAUCUCUCUUUUUAUAUUAGAAUCUAGGUUAGCAUACAGCUUUAUUGUUGCAGUCAAAGCAAAGUUGCCCGGUUUUGAAACUCGCUCGCAUUUGAUUUCUGACAAGUCCAGGGCUACUUAAAGCCAAGAGCAUAAUUCAUGAAGUUCCUCGCUGAGAUAAUCCUCGCUGAAAUGUCUUUAUAGAACACCAACUGUCCAUUUCAGUGACACUUGCCUAUGGAAGGCUGCAGACAUUGUGCAUUUUGAGUGCAUUUUGAAAGCAAGGGCAGGCCUGUCUAAGCAGCAGAUUUCUGUGCUUCUGAUCGGGUGUCGUGGGACACAGUUAGGAAGUUGACGGUGGGGUUAUUUCUUUUCACGUCAUUGUUGUCUGUGUGUCCUACAAUCCAUUGCAUUUCCUUUGUUAGAAAGGUAGGCAAAAGAAGGGAGGGGAUAGACACACACAGACCAGCCCUUCCAAACAGUAUUUAGAAUGUGUUUUGAGCUUCUUCAGUGAACUACAAAGGACUUCAGUUUUGAUGAAUGAGAGCAGGGUUUGGGUUUCUGUUCUUGUAUCAUAUAUUGUUAAUUCUAGUCUCGGCUAAGGGCUGGGCACAUAGAAUUUUGAAAGCAUGCUGGGUUGAGGAUGGACACUCUUUAAAAAAAGUUCUGAGUUCAAGAGCGCUUCCUAACCAGCAGUGCUUUUACAAAAGAACUUCUGAAAUGUUCUAAGGGCAUUUUUAUCUUGGUGCCCGUAAAGAUAAGUUCCUUUGUAUCCCAUAAGCCCUUCUCUUAGCUCAAUUCUGUUCUUCAGAGUCACACAGAGCAAAAGAGCUAGAGCUGUGGAGGGCCUUAGACAACAUGUAGCAUGUGAAAACCACGAGUUAUGAAGAGGAUUUUUUGCUGCAUUUUCAUGGUUUACAGAUAAGCCUUCACUGGAAAGGGGAGAAGUCAUUAGAAACAGCUCCCUUAAAUCUUUGUGAAAUAGGCUCCAGCUGUGGUUGACAACUUGAGAGGAAGUCGUAACAUUCCCUGUAAUGUUUGGAGGGAUACUGGCAAGAGGCUGUGGAUGAACAGAUAGUAUAUCGGACACACCUUUAUUGCCUGGAAGUCCUGCUCUCUGCUUACAGCUCUUGUUCAGUCUCUCUUGUUUGUCACAAGCAGUUUCUCAAGCAAAGUCGCUGGCAGCAUUUGGCCAUGGAACCAAAUGUUUAAAGAUCACUCAUAAUGACUCCCUGCAAACUCACAGAACUUUACCUGAACCAGGUGGAAGCAUGUUUCUGAACAGUCCCUCCCACUUGGCACGCUUAAAUGGGAAGCAGCCUGGAAAGAGUCCAGGGAUGUGGCGGGGCUUCCCUUUUUUGACUUUGAACAUGAUACAGCCUGGAUCUGACAGUGGUGCAUCCCUGCUACGGUGGAUCACUUGGCAGCUCUUUUUUGUACAGUUGAAACAAGCUGGGCACAUACGAGAGUCAUACUGGCAGAGUUGUCUAUCUUAUGCCUCUAGUUUGUAGCCCACAAGAGCUGACUUGCCUUUCCUCAACCACAUAAGGUCUUGGGAAAGGGCUUGACCAAAUGUGUUGAUUUAUGAAGCUCUCCGCUUGGAGGACAUCAUAUGCUGCAAAGUUUAGGGAAGCGCAUGCGUUAUGGCUUAAGUAAAAUAAAACUGGAGAAUGCUGGUAGCAUCAACAUGAUGUAUGUCCUGAGAAAACUGGUCUCUUUAUAAGAAAAUCUUGCUAGGGCUCUUCCCUUGAUCAAUUAGGGGGGAGGGGCACUUUAGAGCACUGUUAGUGAAGAAUAAUUAUCUGAAAAUUAGUGAUAGAAUCUCCAGUAUGCCUUGAGGCUGACUGUUAUUGCACCAAAUGGUUUCUUGAAACAACUUCUGAAACCCAAGAUGUAAAAAUCACAAAGAUGGGAAAUGUACUACACAGCUUGUCCAAAUGUCACUGAGAAGAAAGCGGGGCUCCAGACUAAACUUAGGAAAGCUGUAACAGAUGAGAGCCUGAAGCAGAAGUGAGCUGAAUAUAAGGUAGAAAAGGGAAUCAUUAGAACUAAACUGCAGCAUGGCCAUAGGGCAAAAUCACCAGCAUUUGGUCCACCAGCAAUAGGGAGAUGAGGACUGAUGGAGGGCUAAAUCUUUUCUGUGUAAAAUAGAUUUUCCUCCAACAUGGCACACCAUUCCUCGGUAUCCUGGAGUUAAGGAGUCAUUCCUCCACUGUAGGCCUUACUUAUUUCCCGGAGUUGAGGAAUUUUUCCUGUCAUGGGGAAAUACUUUGUGUCUCUCAGAGGCCUGUGCCCCCUGCCCCCCCCCCCGGUCACAUUCUACAUUGUAUUCUAGAUACUCAUCUGACGGAUAACAGAAACUAGGCACGUUUUUCUGUGUUUAGAAAUAAUUCUCUCAUAGGAUCCAAGGCACAGUGGAUCCAGUCUGCUGUAGCUAAGUUUUGCACAGUGUGGAAUAUGCUCUGGUGAUUUAGCUGGUGUUUGAGUGCUCCUGGGCUUUGAUUUUUGGGAGGAUUUUCUAUUCCUUUAGAUAGAUCAGUUCCUUCUCUCUUUGUUGCUUUUAUUCUUCAGGCCUGGUUGACUAGGUAGAGUUUGAUUUUAAUUAUCAAUCUAGAGAGACUUAAAGGAGAGUAUGAUUAUUUUCAAAAUGGAAAAUCGGGCUGUGUUCUUAGCCAAGAAGAGUGUUGGGCAAGGCAUCCUGCAGGACAGUAUCAAUGGAUAGGAUCUCUAGCCAAAGUUAGACGUACCUGCCCCUCUCGUUUCAGUGGGACAGACCAUGAGUUCAACUCUGCCUUGUCUGGAUAGUGCCCAGAGAGAUCCGUAGGCUUUCAGUCUACGUAAAAAAGCUCCUUGAAGGCUAAUCUAGCGGCUGUGCGUGUAUUAUGUGGAUAACUCGAUUCUGAUGAUCUUCCAUAGGGAUUGUAAAUCUUGACGGAAAAUAUAACACUGGGAAAUGAACUGGUACUAUUUUUGGAAUUAGCAGAAAUUUGGGGAGAUGGUUUCAGCAUGUAUGAAUAUUCAGAACAGAAGUUUGGGGUGGGGGGAGCUAAAGUCCAAACUGUCAAAUCCAUGUUAACUGCUGCACAGUGUAAUAUUUAAAAUGAUGUUAAAUGAUUUAAAUAGUGCCUGGUGAUGCUUCUACUUCAGAUCAGUUGUUGUUAAAUUGUUGAACUGUGGUAGCUUUAAAAAGCACAGUUUGAAAAGAAAUGCUCAGCUGUGCCAUAUUUUGCCAUUUGUCAAAUGUGUUUUUUCUUGGUUUGUAAUCAGUCAGCUGCCUUUAGAAAAGUUCAAUUUUAUCAUUGUGAUGCUUCCAAAAUCUUCUAUCUCAUGUCUCAGUCCAAUAUAAAUUCAAGAAAGUUUGAUUGCAAUCUUUACCAUAGAGUGAUUUGUUUGAAAAAUUUAAGCAUAUUGCACGGUAGCAUAAUUUUAAAUUGUGGAGAUUUCAAUCACUGUGAGAGGAGGAUAAUGUUCGUUUCAAAUAACUGAUUUAAAUAAAAUGUCCAUUGUUAUCUAGAUAUAAAACAACUUGUGUUAUGGUUAUAAAGCAUGUGGAUUGAAUCUGAAUAGUCUUUAUACAGCUUCAGAAAAUACACUGUACAUUUAACUCACUAUUAGUAUUUUAAAAAGUGAUAUCUUAAAAAUAUGCAAUGUAUCUUUACUAACAGCGUGACCCCAAGAUUAAGGACUCUUACAGCCUUCAGCCAUGCCAGGGUUUUGUAAACAAGCGUUGGUUGGAAUCUACACUACAAGGUUCUUGCCAAUAUUCCUUUUGGCUUUAGUUUGCCCCACCUCACAACAGCUACCCAACCAAGCAAAUGAUACUUGUAGUGGUAGGCCAGAUUUGGAUAGAAUUGGACCCAGAUGGGCAAUACCUGUGGUGACCUCCCCCAGUAUGCAGCCUUGAUGUAAGUACAUAGUGCUUUAUGAUAACCAAGGAAGAUACUUUUUACAAAAUAUUUUCUUAACAAAGAUAAGCAGCCUUUUAAAAAUGUCAUACAUUGUUGUAGGCGAUUAUUUGAUUUCUUCAAAUCAAGAUUUUAUUACCCAAGUUGUUUAAAAAGAAACUAGGUUUUUAAUAUUUAUCUUUCAUCAGUUUGUCUCCAUCCAGGCACAUUCCUUUGUAUGAAGGGAUGAACAUGGGUUAAUAUGACCAAAACAUUUCUCAAGUUGCUCGCAGGAAAGCUCAAGUGGAACUGAGAUGGCUUUGCUUCAAGGAAAUGUAUUGGGUUGCGUCUGAUGUGUCCCACUUCAGCUUUGUGCAUCGUUAUCCUCUGCAGAAGUGGUCCCCUUGCACACCUUGCUCAGGCAGAAUAUAUUCUUGUGCAAGUGGGAAGUGCCUAGCACCAAAGCACCGCCUCCCCAACAGAGGACAACAUGAGUCAGGCAGGUCUCAACGAAAACGUCCAGUCCGUUUUCAAUAGAGGCUGAAUGUGUGGAAAUGGGAGGUUGAAGCUUUUCAUGGCAUUGAGGCAAGAAACAUCUAGUAUAUAACAUUGCAUGAAACCUGUUUUAAGGGACAGGGCAUAAUUUUUAUCCGGGCCUGUUGAUAACCCUAGCAUCUCCCUUCCAGUUGUAAUAGCAUUAACUCCACAAGGAUGUCAACAGUAAUUAGGGUUAGUUUCAAACGCUGGUUCCAAAAUCUUAAGUAGAAGCAGCAAUUCUGUCACUGGGUGGUUGCUUUGAAAAUACCUGUUUUGUAAAGGUUUUCUCCCUUCAUGUGAAAUAGGCUUAACCAGCUUAGCAUGUGUGUGGAUUUUUCAGAAAGUGUACAAUAUCUUUGGUCAGCUUCUGUUUUCCUCUCAACCCAACCCCCCCCCCCCCCCCGCAACAUCUCACUGCUUUCGGUUCUCCUUCUCUGCAUUAAAUUGAGGGGCACCUACUUCUCAAAUAAUAUGUCAGUUAAAAAGAUGUCACAUUAUGGCUGUGGUAUAGCUCCCAUUCAAAGUCUAUGUCAUUUAGACUUUUAGCAGCAGCUAUUUUGAACUUCUUAAUGAGAAUAUUUUUGAAUCGUACUCAGCCAAGUAGAGCUGUAAAAAAACAGGUUAUUUUAAAAGCCAAUUAAGUGUGGCCUAUUGGAGCCCUCCCCAUCAACUUUUUUUCAGGCCUUAUCACUGACGUCCAUCUCUCAAGUCUUUCCCAGGCUGCUAUCAGGUGCCAUUAUAUUGUAAAUAAUGUGUUUAUUAAAGCUGUUUAUUAGA